Molecule: messenger RNA, 336 nt
Organism: Microthlaspi erraticum
Lineage: Eukaryota; Viridiplantae; Streptophyta; Magnoliopsida; Brassicales; Brassicaceae
Source: the annotation of a GenBank genome assembly
AUGAAGAAAGCUUCUCUAUUGAUGAACAAAGUCGGAUUCUCCCUUGAAAACUCAAAAUCAAAUAGAAAUGGAAACAAGAAAAAGAUGAACGAGUUGAGCGUCCUUCGGCUUGGAUCCCUAGGGCUUCCUUCUUCCUUCUGGGGGUAUUCCUCUUCUUCUCUGACGGCGCACUUCUCUCACACUCGACUCUCUUCUUCAGCGGCUAAAAACAUGUAUAUAUGGGCGAAGUCGAGUAGGGUUUUCUUCAUGUGGAAAAGGAAAGUUUCCCAUGAGCGAGCCUUCUUCUCCACGUCGUGUAUGGGCCGACAUUGUACCAAGGAAAGCUCCAAACAUUAG